CGGGGCUUGCUGUUCGGGUGCCCCCUCUCCCCCCCCUUCCCCCCCCUUUUUCCCCUCGGUUCCGGCGGCGCAGCGAGCCGGGCCGGGGUUUGCUCGUGUCCCGGCGGCAGCGCCGUGCUCCGCGGCCCCGCGAGCCCCCGAGCGCCCGCGCGGAGCUCCCUGCGCCGGGGCCGGCGAGGCGGCGCGCUCCGCGUGUCAGCGCUGGCGCCGCGGGCGAGGCGCAGCUGCGGCGGGAGGCGGGGGAGCAGUGCGUGCGGGACGCUCCGGCUGCCUGGGCCCGGGGGGGCCGCGGCCCUUGGCGUCGCCCCGCGCCGAGACCACGGGGGCCCAAAUCAGCCAGCAGAGCGCAUCUUCGGGCCCGAAAGCGGCGCGUCGCCUCCCGCCAGGCCGGUGCGCGGCAGCGGCCCUCUGCCCUGGCGGAGGCGGGGGCAGGCUGGCCGGGGCGGGGGCAGCGAGCCCGGCGGCGCUCGCUGCAGCGGCGGUGCCCCUGCGGGGAGGGAGCCGUCCGUCCGCCGCGGCGCCUGGGGCCGUGUUACGGGCGGGGGCAACGCCGGGGCCCGCAGCUGCGCCCCCCGUUCAGAGCAGUGUUUGAUCGGCGCCGCGGGGGGAGAGGACGGCCUUCCCGCCCUGAAACGCCGGCGGGAAGCGGGCAUGGCCCCCCGCCUGGGAGAGGAGGCGUGCGGGCAACUGGCAGGAGCAGCGCGGAGGUCUCCAUCCCGGCGAGCUGAGCCGUCGAGAAGGCGCUUUCAUCCCAGGCAGGCUGCGUGUGCUCCAUCUCAGUCCCUUCCUGGAAAGGCGAGGACAGCGGUGCUGCGCCUCCGUCCCUCAGCAGCCUUUGGGGCUGAGAGGAGCCCCUGGGGACGAGCUGUUCUUCCUGGCCUUCAGCAUCGUGUUGAGCGUGGCGGUAGCGUUCAGCAGAAACCAGGAGCUCCGUCUCCUGACACCCUUCCUUGAAGGCUGGUCCGUCUCCAUAAACGCAGCGCUCCUACUUUGGAAGUGGGAGCUGCCUUUGCCAUCUGCUUGCAGAAGCUGUUGCCUCUGGGACGGCCACGGAGGAGCGGGGAAGGGAGGCGUCUGCGGGGCUCGUCGGAAUGAGCGAGUGACCGUCGGCGCCCGGCUCGGCGUUCCCGUCACCGGCCCCGCGGCCCGCGCUCGGCCGAGCCCAGCCGGAGGAGCAGGGAGGAGAAGCACAGCCUGAUCAGGAAUGUUUACCCUUGCAGAAGUUGCAUCGCUUAAUGACAUUCAGCCAACCUAUCGUAUCCUGAAACCAUGGUGGGAUGUAUUUAUGGAUUAUCUAGCCGUCGUUAUGUUAAUGGUUGCCAUUUUUGCUGGAACCAUGCAGCUGACCAAAGACCAGGUGGUCUGCUUGCCAGUUUUGCAGUCUACUGUAAAUUCAAAAGCACAACCCGGCACAUCAGGGAAGGCUGACGUUACCACUGUUGAAACAACCACUGGUCAAAGAGAAGAAGCAUCGAUGAGAACGGUUUCCUUUGGAAGUGCCCCUACUGUAACACCUGACGUACCUCUGAGCAGAGCUACCUCUUCUCAGUAUCAACCCACUGAAUCAGGUCAGGAGCUGAAGAAGGAGCAGAAAGAUUCUUCAGGCCGUAAAACCAAUUUGGAUUUUCAGCAAUAUGUAUUUAUUAACCAGAUGUGCUAUCAUCUGGCUCUUCCUUGGUAUUCAAAAUAUUUUCCCUAUCUUGCUCUCAUCCAUACUAUUAUUUUGAUAGUCAGUAGCAAUUUUUGGUUCAAGUAUCCCAAGACUUGCUCAAAAAUAGAGCAUUUUGUGUCCAUAUUGGGGAAGUGCUUCGAGUCCCCAUGGACUACAAAAGCAUUGUCUGAAACGGCAUGUGAGGACUCGGAGGAGAACAAACAGAGGAUAACUGGUGCCCAGUCCCUGCCCAAGCAUGUUUCCACUAGCAGCGACGAAGGAAGCCCAAGUGCCAGCACUCCCAUGAUAACAAAGACUGGCUUCAAAUUUUCAGCUGAAAAGCCAGUGAUCGAGGUUCCCAGCAUGACUAUUCUGGAUAAGAAAGAUGGAGAGCAAGCCAAAGCGCUGUUUGAGAAAGUCCGUAAGUUCCGGGCCCACGUGGAGGACAGUGAUUUGAUUUACAAGCUCUAUGUUGUCCAGACUGUCAUCAAGACUGUCAAGUUCAUCUUUAUUCUCUGCUAUACUGCAAACUUUGUCAACGCCAUUAGUUUUGAGCACAUCUGCAAACCCAAAGUGGAACACCUGAUUGGCUACACACAGUUUGAGUGUACACAUAACAUGGCUUACAUGUUAAAGAAGCUGCUUAUCAGCUAUAUUUCUCUCAUUUGUGUCUAUGGUUUUAUCUGUCUCUACACGCUCUUUUGGCUGUUUCGAAUACCUUUAAAAGAAUAUUCCUUUGAAAAGGUCAGAGAAGAGAGUAGCUUCAGUGAUAUUCCUGAUGUCAAAAAUGAUUUUGCAUUUCUUUUGCAUAUGGUAGAUCAGUAUGACCAGCUGUAUUCUAAGCGGUUUGGUGUCUUUUUGUCAGAGGUAAGUGAGAACAAGCUACGGGAAAUUAGUUUAAACCAUGAAUGGACUUUUGAAAAGCUGCGGCAGCAUGUUUCCCGUAAUGCCCAGGAGAAGCAAGAGCUGCACCUCUUCAUGCUAUCAGGGGUCCCUGAUGCGGUGUUUGAUCUGACUGAUCUGGAUGUCUUGAAACUGGAGCUGAUUCCUGAAGCAAAAAUCCCAGCAAAAAUCUCCCAGAUGACAAACCUUCAGGAGCUUCAUCUGUGCCACUGCCCUGCAAAGGUCGAGCAGACUGCCUUCAGCUUCCUCCGGGACCACUUGAGAUGCCUUCAUGUGAAAUUCACAGAUGUUGGAGAAAUUCCUGCGUGGGUGUAUUUGCUAAAAAACCUCCGUGAAUUGUACUUGAUAGGCAACUUGAACUCUGAAAACAAUAAAAUGAUAGGGCUUGAAUCUCUCAGAGAGUUGAGACAUCUUAAAAUUCUCCAUGUGAAGAGCAACUUGACCAAAAUUCCCUCCAAUAUCACUGAUGUGGCACCACAUCUAACAAAACUAGUCAUUCAUAAUGAUGGCACUAAGCUUGUGGUACUGAAUAGCCUUAAGAAGAUGAUGAAUGUUGCUGAGUUGGAACUACAGAACUGUGAACUGGAGAGAAUUCCCCAUGCCAUCUUCAGUCUCUCUAACUUACAGGAACUGGAUUUAAAGUCAAAUAGUAUACGCACAAUUGAAGAAAUCAUUAGUUUCCAGCACUUGAAAAGGUUGACUUGUUUAAAGCUGUGGCACAAUAAAAUAGUCAACAUUCCUUCCUCCAUCACCCACGUAAAGAACUUGGAGUCACUUUAUCUCUCCAAUAAUAAACUCGAAUCCUUACCAGCCGCAGUGUUCAGUUUACAGAAACUUAGAUGUUUAGAUGUAAGCUACAACUCAAUUGCAGUGAUUCCAAUAGAGAUAGGUUUGCUUCAAAAUCUGCAGCAUUUUCACAUCACAGGAAACAAAGUCGAUAUUUUGCCAAAACAGUUGUUUAAGUGUGUUAAAUUGAGGACUUUGAGUCUGGGACAAAACUGCAUUACCUCAAUCCCAGAGAAGGUCGGUCAGCUGCUGCAGCUAACUCACCUGGAACUGAAGGGAAACUGCUUGGACCGUCUGCCGGCCACGCUGGGGCAGUGUCGGCUUCUCAGGAAAAGCGGGCUUGUUGUGGAGGAUCACCUCUUUGACACUCUGCCCUCAGAAGUUAAAGAGGUAUUGAAUCAAGACACAAGCAUUCCCUUUGCUAACGGGAUUUAAGUGGAGGUGAAAUGCUCGAGUUACUGACUUCCGAACAGCAAAUGCUAAAAAGUGGGGGUACUGUCAGAUCAUGCAUUUUAGAAGCAGGAAUUCCUUGGGAGGCAGGACUUACUAGCAGGGUUAUAAAAGGUGUAACUGAGUGUUCAGUGUUUGCAGUGUUUUAAAAGAUUAUUUCCCAAAUUUUUGAGAGGAUACAGAACCUUAAUAAUCUCAAUUCUUUUUUCCUUAAAUUGUUUGUAACUUGGAUGCUGCCGCUUUUGAAUGUUUACAAAUUUGCUUGCCUGCUUAAAGUAAAUGAUUAAAUUGAUGACCUUUUCUUACUAUGCAAGUUGUUCUUUAAGGUCUGGAUUUACUUUAGUGCAUUAUGGGGGAAAACCAAGGAUAAAUGUUGUAUACGGUAUGGUUCUCACAGCCCUUGAAACACAUGUUGUUGUGCGUUGUUAGUGUUUAGCCAUUCUCAGCAAAUGCAGCCAGUUUGGCUGUGCUUUGAACUGCAGUAAAGCCACCAUUUUCCUGCAUAAAGGUAUGUGGUUUGCAUAAGGCCAAGUGUGUUUGCUCUCAUCCUUCAUCUCCAAGGCCUCCUGUUUUUGGAUGAGAUUUGCUCUGCAAUCCAGUGUGCUACUCCUCCGGACCCGUGAAGACUCAUCCCUUUUCCACAGCUGAUCUUCCCCAGCUUUCACAACGCUCCUCUGUCCCAAGCAGCGAUGGGUGGUGAAAGGGAGAGUACUGUCACGGGCUUUCAAACGGUGACAGUCUUGACAUUUGAACUGUUUCACAAGGUGAUUUUGAAAGGUCGUCAGGCAAACAUUAAGUACUUUACUGCUGAUGUUUUGCUCCUCUUCAGAGUUUCGUCUGGGAGACUCGAGGCAUUUUACAAGAGUCGGUGAAUGUUUUGUUUUGCAGCCCUUACUUAGGAACGGGGGUGUCUGCUCUAUUUUCUAGACUAGUGGCAGAGACAUAAAAGAGUUAUGAUCUACCCAAAAGUGAUUUGGCUUUAUUUCCUAUUGCAGUAUGUCGUCCACACCUGGACUCUUAACAGUAGGAUCAUCCUUUUCCCCCACGCUCCAGUAACCUGAUGUUUUUGAUCACUUAUGCGCUGUUAGAAAACCCUAAAUGUGUGCUAGAUAAGUCAUGAAAUAAAGAAAAAAGCAGACAGCAGUGAGCAUGGGAUUUUUUUUUUUUUUGGUUUUGUUUGAGUUUGCAUUGCCAGGAUCAUUAAAGAAAUAUAAUCCAUUAAAUCUGCAAAAUCAUCAGUUGUAAAUCUUGGCCAUUUACAUUCCAUGUGUGCAGAAAAGAAGUACUAUGCUGGGAGAUGAUUACAUGAUUACUCAUGGUUUAAACACAAUUCGCUAUUGUAGUGUGGUCAGGACUGAACUAGUCUGUAGUUCAAGGGACUGUUCUCACACAGAAGUCCUCGUGCACAGUGAUUUCUACUGUAACUUCACCAGAGCUGCCCUGACUUGUUCCGCCAUUAACAAGGGGAUAGUUUAGGCCUAGGGGCACUGAGCAGUCAGGCGCAUUUCAAAUACUGCUCUUGUGAAUGUUGCACAUUUUAUUGUUAAUCAUUUACUGUUAAUCAUGCUGGGAGGACUAUUCUCAGCUGUAGGUAGCAGCCUCCAAAUACAUACCUGCACCGUACAUUUAUGUAUAUCAGAAUACCAAUUUAUGAGUAGUGGUUUUGCCACUUGUUUGGGGAUGCAGCUCUGUUCGUUCUCAUUUUGCCAGCAGCUAGUAAAGUUGGGGAUGUUCGCACUUCUGCAACACCAAACAGGUUCAGUAGAAUAAUUGCAGUUACUGAUCUGUUGUCUGCUGGGAAAUUUAGUCAAAAUCUCUUUUUUUAUAAGUAAAAGUUGUUAAGACUGCAGUGGAUUUUUUUUUUAAAGAAGCUCUUUCAUGUGUUUAAAUUUUUGCACAUAGAUCACUUUAAAAUUGCUGGACUAUUGACUCUUAGAAAAACUGUGGAAUAUACUAUUGGUGUAUGCUCUGUAUUUGCUGUUGACCGUCAUUUCAGCUACCAAGAAAUUGUGUGUAGGCGGGAGGAAGAGUUGGAAGAAGACAAAGUAAUUAAAAUAUUUAGAAAAACAGUGCUAUUUUUUUCUUAUUUUUUCUUAUGUUAAUAGUGGAGUCGCACAGAAUGUGGCCAGAGAUUGAUCCUGCUUUAAAAACUUUUUCUUGGUGUUGCUGGUGCUCCUACUAUUCCAAUUUACAGUUCAGAAAUAAAUCCAUGUUUAUUUAGUAUGACUAUGAAAUGCAAAAUUUGGACCAUGGCUUUGACGAGUUACUAGCCAACUGUACUACUUUAGUCAACUUCCUCUGAAACAAGUGCAUUUGAAAGUUGAUUUCGGGCUUGUGAUGCUCACUCAGCAUAAACUCCAUUGAUUUUAGGAGAACUUUUUCAGAUUGGUGCUGGGGAACUGACCUUCUUCCCUAUGUUGCCUCCCUCCGCAGUCCUUCCUCCUCCUUGUGACUGUUAUAGUGCUCCUGUUUUCUGCGUGUCAUCUGACACAGUCCUGCUUUGAGUCUUGGAAGUUCACCUCUCUUCCAUGUAAGGCAUGUGAAACAUAUUUUUGAGAAUAUAUUUGAUUUAAUAAAUAAGAUGGUUAUAUCUUC
Molecule: messenger RNA, 6385 nt
Organism: Dromaius novaehollandiae (emu)
Lineage: Eukaryota; Metazoa; Chordata; Aves; Casuariiformes; Dromaiidae
Gene: LRRC8D
Product: leucine rich repeat containing 8 VRAC subunit D
Exons: 4
Coding region: 1205-3775 (856 amino acids)
Molecular function (GO): protein binding
Source: RefSeq, a predicted model, not a curated record